This is a messenger RNA of Prosopis cineraria, 2566 nucleotides long. Its product is annotated as protein trichome birefringence-like. Gene Ontology annotation, molecular function: O-acetyltransferase activity. Gene Ontology annotation, cellular component: Golgi apparatus. NCBI's taxonomy places the organism in Eukaryota, Viridiplantae, Streptophyta, Magnoliopsida, Fabales, Fabaceae. The record is from RefSeq and is a predicted model, not a curated record. The transcript is spliced from 5 exons. The coding region runs from base 376 to 2235 and encodes 619 amino acids.
GCUUGGAAUAACCUUUUUAAUGGAAGCGCCACACACGGAGGCGACGGACAUGAAAGUUAGAAAAUCUGGUAAAGCAUGGUCAUACAUGAUGCACAUAACCUCUCUUUCCCUUUUCUGUAUCUCCGUCUCCCAUAUUAUUACGAUCGUGACUGCCAACAAUGGAAAAUCGCCUUCCUCCACUCACACCUCCCAACUCACAAUUUUCUCUAAACCAAACUAACCCACCUUCUCUCUCUAGAACCUUUGCUUUUUCCCUUUUCUCACCAUUCAUCUCUCCCGCUCUCUCUUUUCACGACCCUGACAAAAACAUAUUCUCCAUCCUCCCUCUUUCUCUGUUCAAGAUAGGGACCAUAACACGGCCAACCCUCUCCAGCCAUGGCUGAUGCCACCAAGUACCUUCCCGUCGGUGGAGGGAACCUCAUCUCAGACCUUAUGAGCUUCCUUGCUUAUUUCAAGACCAGAAGAUCAGUGCCCUUCGCCUAUGGCUUCACGCUCGCUUUUGUUGCUUUCACUUUUUUCUUAGCUUUCUCUCCUUCCCCAAAUGCUUCUUCCCCUCCGUUCACCAAUAUAUUAACUUCAAGUUCUACGCCUGCUCCAUAUAAAUCUCAAUUCAAUUCCCUUUUCUCCUACUUCUUGCCCAAUAUUUCAUCUCCCGAUCAACCCCAAAGAUUCCCUCUCUAUAUCAACACCACUUCUAGAUCUAUUAAUGUCACUUCUUCAUCUCCUGUCUCAACUUCCAAACCAUCCUCUUCCAAAAACCACAGUCCUUUUAUUUCUUCCCAAAAUAAAUUUCCGGCCACGAAUCAGACCGCACUUCCCUCAUCUAAUUCUACUAAGACGUCAAGUAAUCGGACAUCAGUUUUGCCAGUGAAGCUGCCUCUCAUUGUGAAUAAGGAGCCAUCCGGCGCUGUCAAUCAUACUCGGAGUCCUGUGAGGUCUGAUGAAAGUAAAGCUGCGAAAGGAAAUCAAACCACAAAUGUCGCCGCCUCGCCAAAAGUUUUGGUGUCUCCUCCUCUUCAAAGUGUACCCGUGAGCCCCAAGAAGAAUUUGAGUUCAGUUGAGGGAGUGAAGGGUGUUGCAUCGAAUAAUUAUACGGCUUCCUUGGCGAAGAAGCAGAGCAAUUCUACUAUUCCGGGACAGAAGAAUGAGUUGAUUGAGUCUCUGAUGAAAUGUGAUUUAUUUGACGGGGAAUGGAUUAAGGAUGAUUCAUAUCCUCUUUACAAACCCGGUUCUUGCAGUCUGAUUGAUGAGCAGUUCGAUUGUAUUCAGAAUGGCAGGCCUGAUAAAGACUAUCUGAAAUACAAGUGGAAGCCUAAGGGUUGCAGUCUUCCGAGGUUGGACGGCCAUCGUCUUCUAAAUAUGCUGAGAGGGAAACGCUUGGUUUUUGUAGGCGAUUCCCUGAACAGGAAUAUGUGGGAAUCUCUAAUUUGCAUACUGAGACACUCUGUCGAGAAUAAAAGCAGAGUUUAUGAAGCAAACGGCAGGGUCCAAUUCCGAGGGGAAGCCUCCUAUUCUUUUGUAUUCGAAGAUUAUAACUUCACCGUAGAGCUUUUCGUAUCUCCAUUCUUAGUUCAGGAAUGGGAAACGGCGAACAAGAAUGGCUCAAAGAAGCAAACGCUUCGUCUGGAUCUGGUUGGGAAGUCUUCUGAUGAAUACAAAGACGCAGAUAUUAUGAUCUUCAACACUGGCCACUGGUGGACACAUGAAAAAACUUCGAGAGGGAAGGACUAUUACCAAGAAGGUAGCCAUGUCUAUGAGGAACUAAACGUUCUGGAGGCAUUUCGAAGAGCAAUAACGACAUGGAGCAGAUGGGUUGAUGCCAACGUGAAUCCAUCGAAGUCUAUGGUCUUGUUCAGAGGCUAUUCUGCUUCCCAUUUCAGUGGGGGGCAAUGGAAUUCUGGAGGGCAGUGUGACAGUGAAACGGUGCCAAUCGAGAACGAGAAAUACCUGACAGAAUACCCAGCAAAGCUGAGGGUUCUGGAAAAUGUGAUCAGAUACAUGAAAACGCAUGUGACGUAUCUGAAUGUUACGAGAAUGACGGAUUUUCGAAAGGAUGGUCAUCCGUCCAUUUAUAGGAAGCAAAACCUAUCGCCAGAGGAAAGGAGAUCACCAUUAAGAUUUCAGGACUGCAGUCACUGGUGCCUUCCCGGCGUUCCUGAUACUUGGAAUGAGAUUCUCUAUGCCGAGCUUCUAAUCAGACAAUAUCAGAAUCAGAAACACAACAAUAGAUCUUAGGUUUAUCCGCCAAAUGCAUAUUUAUAUUCGAUGAGUUGAGCUUGUGCAGAGACAGAUACAAUACAUUGGGCUUUGGUCCUAUCUGUUUCCUGGCCAUGGUAUAGCGAUAGGCUGCUGCUUCUUUCUUUUUGUGAUGUUGAAAAAUGAUUAUGUUACGUGAAUGUUAGAAUAUAGCAGAGGUAAUAGUUGAUGAGGAAAGAGGAGACCCCAGUGGGGUGUCUUCUCGGGUCAUUGUAAAUUAAUAAUCCCUCUCAAUUCUACGCACCUACUUAAGACGGUACUGUAAAGAUUGAGAAUGAUGCUGUUUUAAAUUCAAAUUAUUCUGUGAAAA